This is a messenger RNA of Pseudozyma hubeiensis SY62, 2106 nucleotides long. RefSeq lists its product as hypothetical. Gene Ontology annotation, molecular function: acetoacetate-CoA ligase activity. Gene Ontology annotation, biological process: lipid metabolic process. Gene Ontology annotation, cellular component: cytosol. The transcript has a single exon. The record is from RefSeq and is a predicted model, not a curated record. Bases 1 to 2106 code for a protein of 701 amino acids. NCBI's taxonomy places the organism in Eukaryota, Fungi, Basidiomycota, Ustilaginomycetes, Ustilaginales, Ustilaginaceae.
AUGGAGAACGGCACCUCAGCCACCACGGCAGAUGCCUCCAUCCAAGGCAAACUCAUCUGGUCGCCUGCCGACCCUGCGUCAACCUCGAUGGAAAGCUUCCGCAGAUCCGUCAACGAUCGCUUCUCCCUCUCCCUCUCCUCGUACGAUGAAUUGUGGAAAUGGUCUUGCACUAACCUCAACGACUUUUGGACCACCGUGUGGGACUCGACCCACGUCGUUUCUUCCACUGCCGCUCCCAUAGCGAUCCAGGACGAUGCACCGAUUUACCCUCCUCCGCAGUGGUUCCCUGGUGCGCGGCUCAACUUUGCCGAGAACCUUCUUCGCCACGGUGUUCCUUCCUCUCCCCUAGCCGACAAGGUCGCUGUGAUACAGUCUACUGAAGUGGAUACAACUACGGGAGAGCUGGAGGAAUACAGCGUCACCCACGGGGAGCUGUAUCGCAUGACAGCCAAGGUGGCUGCUGCUAUGCGCGCGAGAGGUGUAAAGCCAAACGAUUGCGUUGCGAGCUACUCGGCCAACAACACGGAGAACCUGGUCGCUUUCUUGGCAGCGUCGUCGAUCGGAGCAGUGUGGACCAGUGCAGCAGCUGAUUUUGGGCCGGAAGGUGUGCUGGAGAGGUUGCGAACGGUGAGACCCAAGAUCUUGGUCAGUGUGAAUGCGGUCAGGUACAAUGGUAAAGUUCACGAUCACCUGUCUAAACUGCAGAGUGUCGUGGAUGGGUUGGAGGAGGGGCGGAAGGAGGACGAGCAGAGGUUGGAAGGUGUGAUCGUUGUGCCGUAUGUCAAAGGUCACAAGGUGCCGGAGGAUCGGGAAGGGUGGGUAUCGUGGAACAACUUCCUCAGCGAAGGAGUCGACGCUGGCGAGAAGUCGAUCCCCUUUGAACAGUUGGAUUUCAACCAUCCUCUGUGGAUCCUCUUCUCGUCGGGAACUACCGGCAAACCAAAAGCCAUCACCCAUCGCUCCGGUGGGAUGCUUUUGCAACUAUCAAAGGAGCACUUCAUCCACGGGGGUCUGACUCCGACAGACGUAUUCUUCCAACACACCACCACCGGAUGGAUGAUGUGGAACUUUCUCGUCGCAGGACUCGUCACCGGCUGCACCAUCGUCUUGUACGAUGGAAGCCCGCUCAAACCCACCUCCGUGCUAUGGGAUCUCGCAGAGAAGCACGGUGUCACCACCUUUGGCACUUCGGCCGCCUAUCUUGGUGCACUGGAAAAGACAGGCUACGACGUGAAGACCUCUCAUCCCAACCUCAAGGUCCAGCAGAUCCUGAGCACUGGUUCACCACUGCGUGCCGAGCUCUACCCAUUCAUCAUGGAGAAGAUCGGUUCGGUGCUCAUUGGAUCUAUCACCGGAGGAACCGACCUCUGCUCGCUGUUCGCAGGUCACAACACCUCGCUCCCCGUCUACGCCGGUGAAAUCCAAUCUAGAAACCUCGGCAUGAACAUCUCGGUCUACGAUCCCGACAGCCAACGCGAGAUCACCACGUCGAACACGGUUGGCGAUCUGAUCUGCAAAUCUCCUUUCCCCGCUCAGCCGUUGGGAUUCUGGAAGCAACCCGAAACCAAGUACUUUGAAUCGUACUAUUCGCAAGUUUCUGGAAUGUGGUACCACGGAGACUUCGUCUGCAUCAGCCCGCACGGCGGAGUGGUGAUGCUAGGACGAUCCGACGGAAUCCUCAACCCUGGCGGCAUCCGAUUCGGCUCGAGCGAAAUCUACGAACUCCUCGAAUCGCCCGAAAACCCGCUCUCCACCACCAUCAUCGAUUCGCUCGUCGUCGCCCUCAAAACCCCUUCUGGCGACGACGAAGUGGUCUGCCUGUUCAUCGUCCCAUCCCCCACCGCCCGAAUCGAUUUCGACGCAGUGCAGAAAACCCUCUCGUCACUCAUCCGUACAAAACGAAGCGCAAGACACGUUCCCAAAUUCAUCCGCAUCGUCUCGGACAUACCCAAAACCCUCAACGGCAAGAAAGUCGAAGUCCCCGUAAAGAAGAUCAUCAACGGAGCCGAUCUGAACGCCAUCAAUAGAGCCACGCUCAUCAACCCAGAAAGUCUGGAUCAGUUUGUCCAACUGGGUCAGGAACUACGUACCCAACUCACGUGUUAG